GGCCGAAGCAGAAGUAGCAGCGCCCGCGUUGGAGGGCGCGCGCGGCAGGGAGUGCCCGGAGCCGGGACCCGCGGCGGGGGCACGGCCAGCGCCCUCUUCCCUCGCUCCUGCCACCCCCCAUUCUGCCAACAAUGACCGCCCCAGUCAACGUGGACACCCUUCCUGAAUACGAGAAGAGUCAGAUCAAGAGAGCGCUGGAGCUGGGCACAGUGAUGACGGUGUUCAGCUUCCGCAAAUCCACCCCGGAGCGGAGGACCGUCCAGGUGAUCAUGGAGACGCGCCAGGUGGCCUGGAGCAAGACAGCCGACAAGAUUGAGGGCUUCUUGGAUAUCAUGGAAAUCAAGGAAAUCCGCCCGGGGAAGAGCUCCAAGGAUUUUGAGCGUGCGAAAGCUGUCCGCCAGAAGGAAGACUGCUGCUUUACCAUCUUGUACGGCACCCAGUUUGUUCUCAGCACGCUCAGCUUGGCCGCUGACUCUAAGGAAGAUGCGACUAAGUGGCUCUCGGGCUUGAAAAUCUUACACCAGGAAGCAAUGAGCGCGUCCACACCCACCAUUAUCGAGAGUUGGCUGAGAAAGCAGAUUUAUUCAGUGGAUCAAACCAGAAGAAACAGCAUCAGCCUCCGAGAGUUGAAGACCAUCUUACCCCUGGUCAACUUCAAAGUGAACAGUGCCAAGUUCCUCAAAGAUAAGUUUGUGGAAAUCGGUGCGCACAAAGACGAGCUCAGCUUUGAGCAGUUCCACGUGUUCUAUAAAAAACUUAUGUUUGAGCAGCAAAAGUCGAUUCUUGAUGAAUUCAAAAAAGAUUCUUCCGUGUUUAUCUUGGGCAACACCGACCGGCCCGACGCCUCUGCCGUUUACCUGCACGACUUUCAGCGCUUUCUCCUACAUGAGCAGCAGGAGCUUUGGGCUCAGGAUCUGAACAAAGUCCGUGAGCGGAUGACUAAGUUUAUCGACGACACCAUGAGGGAAACUGCCGAGCCCUUCUUGUUUGUCGAUGAGUUCCUCACGUACCUGUUUUCGCGGGAGAACAGCAUCUGGGAUGAGAAGUACGAUGCGGUGGACAUGCAGGACAUGAACAACCCCUUGUCCCAUUACUGGAUCUCCUCUUCGCAUAACACGUACCUCACUGGUGACCAGCUGCGGAGCGAGUCGUCCACGGAAGCAUAUAUCCGCUGCCUGCGGAUGGGGUGUCGCUGCAUUGAGCUGGACUGCUGGGAUGGGCCGGACGGGAAGCCCAUCAUCUACCACGGCUGGACACGGACCACCAAGAUCAAGUUUGAUGACGUCGUGCAGGCCAUCAAAGACCAUGCCUUUGUCACUUCAAGCUUCCCCGUGAUCCUGUCCAUCGAGGAGCACUGUUGCGUGGAGCAGCAGCGCCACAUGGCCAGGGUGUUCAAGGAGGUGUUUGGCGACCAGCUGCUGACGAAGCCCACGGAGGCCAGCGCGGACCAGCUGCCCUCACCCAGCCAGCUGCGGGAGAAGAUCAUCAUCAAGCAUAAGAAGCUGGGCCCCCGAGGCGACGUGGAUGUCGACAUGGAGGACAAGAAAGAUGAGCACAAGCAACAGGGUGAACUGUACAUGUGGGACUCCAUCGACCAGAAAUGGACUCGGCACUACUGUGCCAUUGCCAGUGCCAAGCUGUCAUUCAGUGACGAUAUUGAACAGACUGCAGAAGAGGAGCUGCCCCAGGAUACGCCCCCGACAGAGCUGCAUUUUGGGGAGGAGUGGUUCCACAAGAAGGUAGAAAAGAGGACAAGUGCCGAGAAGCUGCUGCAGGAGUACUGUGCGGAGACGGGGGGCAAGGACGGGACCUUCCUGGUGCGGGAGAGCAAGACCUUCCCCAAUGACUACACCCUGUCCUUCUGGCGGUCUGGCCGGGUCCAGCACUGCCGGAUCCGUUCCACCAUGGAGGGUGGGACCAUGAAGUACUUCCUGACUGACAACAUCAUGUUCACCAGCAUCUAUGCCCUCAUCCAGCACUACCGCGAGACGCACCUGCGCUGCACGGAGUUCGAGCUUCGGCUCACCGACCCCGUGCCCAACCCCAACCCCCACGAGUCAAAGCCGUGGUACUACGACGGGCUCAGCCGCGGGGAAGCAGAGGACAUGCUAAUGAGGGUGCCCCGGGACGGCGCCUUCCUGAUCCGGAGGCGGGAGGGCACCGACUCCUACGCCAUCACCUUCAGGGCCAGGGGCAAGGUAAAGCAUUGCCGCAUCCACCGGGAUGGCCGGCACUUUGUGCUGGGGACCUCUGCCUACUUUGAGAGCCUCGUGGAGCUCGUCAGCUACUACGAGAAGCAUGCGCUCUACCGGAAGAUGCGACUGCGCUACCCUGUGACGCCUGAGCUCCUGGAGCGCUACAAUAUGGAAAGAGACAUAAACUCCCUGUAUGACGUCAGCAGAAUGUAUGUGGAUCCCAGUGAAAUCAACCCUUCCAUGCCUCAGAGAACCGUGAAAGCUCUGUAUGACUACAAAGCCAAGCGAAGCGAUGAGCUGAGCUUCUGCCGUGGGGCCCUCAUUCACAACGUCUCCAAGGAGCCCUGGGGCUGGUGGAAAGGAGACUAUGGGACCAGAAUCCAGCAGUACUUCCCGUCCAAUUAUGUCGAGGAUAUUUCAACAGUCGACGUGGAGGUGCUGGAGAAGCAGAUUAUUGAAGACAAUCCCUUAGGGUCUCUUUGUAGGGGAAUAUUGGAUCUCAACACCUAUAACGUCGUGAAAGCCCCCCAGGGGAAAAACCAGAAGCCGUUUGUGUUUAUCCUGGAGCCCAAGAAGCCGGGCGACCCCCCAGUGGAGUUUGCCACGGACAAGGUGGAAGAGCUCUUCGAGUGGUUUCAGAGCAUCCGGGAGAUCACCUGGAAGAUGGACACCAAGGAGAACAACAUGAAGUACUGGGAGAAGAACCAGUCCAUCGCCAUUGAGCUCUCGGACCUGGUAGUCUACUGCAAGCCGACCAGCAAGACCAAGGAUAAUCUAGAAAACCCCGACUUCCGAGAAAUCCGCUCCUUUGUGGAGACCAAGGCGGACGGUGUCGUCAGGCAGAAACCCAUCGACCUCCUGAAAUACAAUCAGAAGGGCCUGACCCGUGUUUACCCAAAGGGACAGAGGGUGGACUCCUCCAACUACGACCCCUUUCGCCUCUGGCUGUGCGGCUCCCAGAUGGUGGCACUCAAUUUCCAGACUCCAGACAAGUACAUGCAGAUGAAUCAUGCCUUGUUCUCACUCAACGGGCAGACGGGCUACGUCCUCCAGCCUGAGAGCAUGAGGUCCGAGAAGUACGACCCCAUGCCACCAGAGUCCCAGAGGAAGAUCCUGAUGACUCUGUCUGUCAAGGUUCUCGGGGCUCGCCAUCUCCCCAAACUUGGACGAAGUAUUGCGUGUCCCUUUGUGGAGGUGGAAAUUUGUGGAGCUGAAUAUGACAACAACAAGUUUAAGACAACAGUUGUGAAUGACAAUGGCCUAAGCCCUGUUUGGGCUCCAACACAGGACAAAGUGACCUUUGAAAUUUAUGACCCCAACCUGGCGUUUCUGCGCUUUGUGGUCUAUGAGGAAGAUAUGUUCAGUGAUCCCAACUUCCUUGCCCACGCCACUUACCCCAUCAAAGGAAUCAAAUCAGGAUUCAGAUCUGUUCCACUGAAGAACGGAUACAGUGAAGACAUUGAGCUGGCUUCCCUCCUGGUUUUCUGUGAGAUGCAGCCAGUCCUGGAAAGCGAAGAGGAACUUUACUCCUCCUGCCGCCAGCUCAGAAGGCGGCAGGAAGAACUGAACAAUCAGCUCUUUCUGUACGACACACACCAGAACUUGCGCAAUGCCAACCGGGACGCCCUCGUUAAAGAGUUCAACGUCAAUGAGAACCAGCUCCAGCUGUACCAGGAGAAGUGCAACCGGAGGUUAAGAGAGAAGAGAGUCAGCAACAGCAGGUUUUACUCCUAGGAGACGGGGCACAUGACUAAGGGGGUCACGUGUGCAUUUGUCCUCUCUUCAGGCCCUGGGAAUAUGCUCAUCUGUGGGGUCAUCCUCUCCUCAAGCCUGGCCUCAAGAGGACAUUUCUGGAGAUCCCAUUGGCAGGAGUUGAGGUUAUUUCCUGCUCAUUUUUUCAUCUCGGACAGUUUCUUAACUUAUAUUUUCUAUAGAGGAUCGUGGAAACUGUGUUCCUCAUUUUUGGCCUCUCGUGUUCCAAACCCCCUUGAAUAAAAGCCGUGAAAAUCCCGCUCAGUUACCCCUCCUGUGCACGACCCAUACAAUGACCAGCAUCCCUUUUCCACCUCUAGAGACCCAGGUAGUUGACUUCCACGGGGGGAGGAGGCCAAUAUGUAAGGAACGGAUUCAUUAGAUUCUGCAAAGGAGGUUAACUAAAAGGCAAACGAUUCCUCAGUUAAGGCCACCGGCUUUCACCAGGGCCCACGGAGGAGCCCUGCCCCCGGCUGCCGUCCCUGCCGGCCUCCCCUGGCCCGGGUCAGCGGGCUCAGCUCCGAGCAUGCUCCCGCUGGCUGGCCACACCUCAAAGGGGGGGUGGAUUCCCCCCUCAAAGGGGGAUUGAAUCUUCAGGAGGACAGCUUCAGUCCAUGGUGGAGGCUUGCUCUGUGACCGCAGUUAUGGGGGGUGGGUGGGGACCCCUUUGAAUUAGAAAGUCUGUCAGAGAGACCAGAAACUCACUGAAGGCUCAGCCAGCCUCUUAACCCCUGGCUCUGCUCACUCAGGAGCUGGCUGCGAGCCCGUGGAGAGGCCCCGAGUCCACAGCUCUCCACAGACAAGAGGUCAUCUACUGAUUUGAAAAAGUGACGACAGUUAGCCCUCCGGGUCAUCCCAUUUUUCUGGACCACCAAGCUAAGCCUUAGCACAAAAAAAUCCCAUCUGCAGCCAUCCCGGAAGGGGCUGACCCACCUAGGACAGAGGGUAUUCCUCUCCAGCUCGAUGCGGAUACAACCGAGUGAUGUACAGGGUGAGGGUUUAAUAAGGUUUCUCAAAGACAAGGAUAGUGUGGGGGUGGAGGGCAGGACGCUGUAAAGUCACAACUUGCUCAGAGGGAAUGGAGAAUUGACUUGGUGGGGGAGGGGAGGUAACUGUGAGAAAACACAUUGUAUCAGGAUGACCAACUAGCAAGAAGCCUGGUGGGUUGACUGCUUGGAAAUGGAUCCUAGCAACCCCUUCAGGAACCCCCUACUUACCCUGGACUUAGCAAGUCUGCGUUAUUGCUGGGAAGUCCAUUAAAACCAGCCAGGCUGUGUGUGAUCAAAAGGCCUUAUGCCUGCAUUCCAAAAAAAGUUUUUAAGCACCUCAAAAUACCAAGCACUGUGCCCAUGGUCAGGGGUACGAUGUAAAAAAAAAAAAAAAAAAA
Callorhinus ursinus (northern fur seal) is the source of this 5334-nucleotide messenger RNA. RefSeq names its product phospholipase C gamma 2 (gene PLCG2). The record is from RefSeq and is a predicted model, not a curated record. Gene Ontology annotation, biological process: phosphatidylinositol metabolic process; positive regulation of epithelial cell migration; phosphatidylinositol-mediated signaling. Gene Ontology annotation, cellular component: ruffle membrane. Gene Ontology annotation, molecular function: phosphatidylinositol-4,5-bisphosphate phospholipase C activity; protein binding. NCBI's taxonomy places the organism in Eukaryota, Metazoa, Chordata, Mammalia, Carnivora, Otariidae.